AUGGGAGAAUUAGACUCAAAGAAGUUCAGAUCCAAAAGACAGCAAGCAGCUUAUGACGCUUCACUAGCUGGUCGUUACCAAAAAGCUUUGAAAAAAAACUCAUUUCUAAUGUUUGGUUUACCUUUCUUGACCUUUAUGGGUUUAGCUUCAUAUUGGUUCUCAAGUUUCACAGCUAUCAGAUAUGAACAAAGAGAUAAAAAAGUUCAAGAGAUCAGUGAAGAGGAAAUACUUAAUAUCAGCUCAAAAAGAAGAACUGUUGAUGUCAAAGAAGAGUAUUAUAGAUUACAGGGUCUUGGUGAAGAAGAUUGGGAGCCAAAGAGAGUCCCAAGAAUGAAAGGUGAAUCUGAAAAUGUUUUUUAA
Hansenula anomala is the source of this 360-nucleotide messenger RNA. It is a transcript of the gene COX16, whose product is annotated as Cox16p. Gene Ontology annotation, biological process: mitochondrial respiratory chain complex IV assembly. Bases 1 to 360 code for a protein of 119 amino acids. Gene Ontology annotation, cellular component: mitochondrial inner membrane. Lineage: Eukaryota; Fungi; Ascomycota; Saccharomycetes; Phaffomycetales; Wickerhamomycetaceae. The record is from RefSeq and is a predicted model, not a curated record. The transcript has a single exon.